This is a messenger RNA of Spizellomyces punctatus DAOM BR117, 1061 nucleotides long. RefSeq lists its product as uncharacterized. The coding region runs from base 32 to 655 and encodes 207 amino acids. Lineage: Eukaryota; Fungi; Chytridiomycota; Chytridiomycetes; Spizellomycetales; Spizellomycetaceae. The transcript is spliced from 2 exons. Gene Ontology annotation, molecular function: acyltransferase activity, transferring groups other than amino-acyl groups. The record is from RefSeq and is a predicted model, not a curated record.
UCUUCAAAGCCCUGCGCUGCCAUCUGUCCCCAUGCUUCUAUCACAACCUCCAGUCGAGGACAUUCACAUGCCAGGAGCAUGGUAUGAUGUCGUUCCCUCACGCACAAGUGACCCAAUCACACUAGACGACGGUGAAGUGCUGGACGUACGACUUCUUUCUCCAGAAGACGAGAAAGCUUUAUACUUAUUUCAUGAAAAUCUGAGUGAUCGAACGAAAUUUGAACGGUUCCACGGCGUCAUCCUUCACCUUUCUCCUGCCCAACUCCACUAUUUCACCCACAUUGACCAGCAUACCCGUGUUGCGCUCAUCGCACUCAAACCAUCUGAACCUUCGUCGACAGUGAAAACUCCUACGAUCGUCUCAGUGUGCAGAUAUGAUGUUAUUCCGUCUGAUCCGACUGUCGCGGAGCUGGCGAUAGUAGUCACUGAUGCAUACCAGGGGCGUGGUCUUGCCACUCAAAUGGUAGAACGAUUAUUCGAAUACGCAAAACAGGAUGGCAUAAAGGAGAUUAGAGCGGCUAUGCUGCAUGAGAAUGUCCGCGUUCAUUCAUUGCUGAAGGAUGUAGCUGCGCGGAUGGGUGUGGAGGUUGUGGAAACGCGCCAUGCCAAUGCGGAUUACGAAGAGGACGAAGUAUCCGUCAUACUAUCUGCAUAGAUACUGAAUGGCUUUAUUGCUUGGAUACAAUUACUUUGGCAUGGCGCCGGUAUUGAAAAAGCAAACUUGCUUUCAAGGUAUUUGAUUUUUAUUCGUACACGAGAGAUGGUUGGUUUACAAAGCCACUGUUUCAUUUAGUUUAUAGUAUAUUUAGUGCUAUCUAUCCGUUCACGAGUGAUGUGAAUAGUAGUAUUUUAGUUUCACACAAUUUUCUGCAUUUUUCAUUUGGUAGAAUUAUAUAGACAUUUCUUGUAUUUAGUGCAGAGCAUUCACGAUUGCCCACCGUCAUUUGCAACAUUGGGCAACUCUCAUGUUAAUUCAUAAUUCCUGAUCGUACAUCACAAGGAAACUGACAAAACAAUAACAUGAUGCACAGGGAAAAGUGGAUAUUUUUCACAAUCAAAAA